Auxenochlorella protothecoides is the source of this 2646-nucleotide messenger RNA. RefSeq names its product MAP kinase phosphatase with leucine-rich repeats protein 3. Gene Ontology annotation, molecular function: protein tyrosine/serine/threonine phosphatase activity. The transcript has 13 exons. The record is from RefSeq and is a predicted model, not a curated record. Bases 1 to 2646 code for a protein of 881 amino acids. NCBI's taxonomy places the organism in Eukaryota, Viridiplantae, Chlorophyta, Trebouxiophyceae, Chlorellales, Chlorellaceae. Gene Ontology annotation, biological process: response to abscisic acid; protein dephosphorylation; cortical microtubule organization.
AUGCCGUCAAGGGGCAUCGAUGAGACCUUAGCGGAAGCCGCGAGGAUCCAGCUUGAUGUCAUGCAAGGCCUGGACAGCCCCGAGCGAGCCAGUCACACCUCUCCCCUGUCACCCCGCUCCACCGCAUGGCGGUGGCUGGGGGAGCACCCGGAUGACGCCGCCGAGCUGGCAGCCCUGCUGCAUGAAGCCGCCCCGAAGCUCGGGCUCAAGGGCGACUACCCCGUCUCCCGGAGGGUGACCCCUUCCUUUCCCGCCAAGACCACCCUGAGACGGGACGAGGCCGACCCGGAGGACCUGGGCCAGCUCCUCCAGCAGGCAGUGCCCAUACCCACAGGGCUAGGCAUGGUGCCUUGGAAAGCGCUGCGGGCCUGCUGUACCAGCGAGCAGCUGCACAGCUCCGGGGCCCUGCCCGCACAGACUGCGGCGCAGGACAGCGCCGGGGACAAACCCGCCACGCCCCGGGGCGCGAGCGCCCUGGAGAUCAACUCCGGCGGCCUGGUCUUCUUCUGUCUCUUCAACGCAAGAGAUGCGCACAUUGGGAGCUGUAGCCCCAGGCAAUCCCCACCCCCCUCUCCGGGGCCGGAGUCAUCGGAGGAGGCGCUGCGGGCGGCCGCCGAGUCAGCGCUGGCUGAGGCAGCCGCCAAUGGGAGGCUUUCGCCCCCGUGCACCGACGCAGGGCCACGCGAGGUGUCGCCCAGCGUGAUAGAGGUCAUCCCUGGCGCCAAUGCCCCCCUCGCCGUCGCCAAGCGGUCAGCACCUCAUGGCUGCCUGGUGCUGAAGAUCCCCGCCUCCCGCCUCCAGUGCCAGUCUGAGCUGUUUGCUGGGGAAGUGGCCCGGCACGUCGGCCCUCUGCAGUUCACGUAUGCGGAGGACGAGUGUCCGGCCCCGGAGUGGGCAGCGAUGCUGGCCGCCGCCCAGUCCAUCUCCGGCACAUACCCGGAGCUGCAUGCCGAGCUGCAGAGGUGCAGCUGUGUGCUGGUGAUGGAGUUUAUCCCAGCCGUCAGCAUCGCGACGGCCUGCGAGACUGGGUUCCUGGGCCCCAAGACCCUGGCCCGCGUCUCACACGACCUUGGAAGGAUGCUGUGCCUCGACAUGAUGCUGGGCAACGCCGACCGGCUGCCCAUCGAGGCGCUGGGGUGGCGGGGCAACCUGGGCAACGUCCUGUUUGCACGGACGGGGCGCUGGGCGGGGAGGAUGGUGGCCAUUGACGCCGUGGUCCAGAGGAGGCCGCCCGGCAGGCUGGUGUGCACUGAGGACGAGGCGUGCGAGCGCCUUGCUGAGCUGGCGCUGAACGACGCUGAGCUGGCGGGGGCUGUCCUGGGCAACGCCCUGAGCAUCACCGGGUGGAGGGAGGGCGAGGCUCUGGACCCGGCGGCCAUCGCGGCCUUCCAGCAGGGUUUGAGGACUGCGCUGGAGUCCCUGGCAGCCGUCAAGGGGCUGUUCGAGAUGAUGUACGAGGUGGUGCGGGACUGGAUGGACGAGUUCCUGGCAGACAUGGAGUCCAGCUUCGAGCUGGCGGCCGCCACGCCGCCCCGCGCCCUCAUCAGCGGUGGCAGCGGGGUGGAGGGGCGGUACGGCGGCGGCGGGGGCCCUGGGCCGGGAGUGACGGCGCCCUCCGCGGCGUCGGGGCCCUCCGGCUGCUCGCCCUCGCUCCUGGCAAGCCCGGGCGCCGGAGCGGGGGCCACGGCUGCCGCCACGCCGUCCGGCAGCCGCCGCGCCUCCGCGCUGGUGUCGGACUCCCCAUCGGCGGACGUGGGCCUGACCACGCAGAAGAUCAGGCACAUCAACCAGGAGGCGCAGCACAACCACUCGGUGUCGCGCAAGGUCGCCGCCUGGCGCGACGUGUUCCGGGCUAGAGGCAGCGAGCUGCGGGGCGCGGUGGAGGAGUGGCAGCAGAAGCGCGACGCGUCCGGGUCCCGCCUCACCACCGGCUUCCUCGACGGCGUGCGGCCGGUUGUGGACGUGUACGAGCUCAAGGUGCGGCUGGAGCACAUGCUGCAGCGCCUGCGGGUGCUCCAGGUGUCCCUGGCCUCCGCCCGGCCCCUGUGCCUCCUGCCCGGGCUGUACCUGUCGGACGCGGUGGGCGCCAGCAGCAUGCACACGUUGCGCCACCUGGGCAUCACCCACAUCCUGAACGCCACCGAGGAUCUUCUGGGCCCCGACGAGGGGCUGGGCGCGGCCUGGAUCCGCUGCGCCCUGCGAGACGUGGAGGAGGAGGACAUCACCCCCCACAUCGAGGCGGCCACCGCCUUCAUCGACGGCGCGCGGGCGGGGGGCGGGCGAGUGCUGGUGCACUGCCACGCCGGCCGGAGCCGGAGCUGCAGCCUGGUGAGCGUGCACAGGGCUGUGGGGAUCGCGCGGUGGAUCUUGGCCUGGAUGAUGCAGAGCCAGGGCUGGAGCCUGCGGCAGGGCAUGCGCUUCCUCACGCGCCUCAGGCCCGAGGCGGCGCCCAAUGCGGGCUACAUGGCGGCCCUGCUGCGGCUGGAGGAGCAGCUCUUUGGCAAGCAGACCGUGAAGGGGCGUAAGCCCAAGCCGGGGCUCAAGACCUGUCCCGAGUGCGGGCAGAAGGUGGGUCUGUCGCAGGCAUCGGUGACGGUGCACCUGAGGAGGGCGCACCCACUUUCCACCUGCCAACACUUGCUGUGA